AUGUUUUCGAGUAACCUCGUCAAUGCGCAAUUGGACCCUGAUCUUGGCGCGUGUACCAUGAGCUCACAACCACGGUACUGUACUGGGCCAACGCACAAUAAUUUCUCGCCUCGAUCGCACGUCGGCGACGAGUACCUGGCCGCCUUCAGCAUGCCGUCCGCCAUGCCUAGCCACGCGCCGCCGCAGAUGCCAGGAUACAUGCUCACGAACCACGACGCGCAUCCUUUGAAAGAACAGGUUGCAAAUAUUCUUGAACGUGACAACCUGCGCUUUCCAGGCGCGCAACCCGUAUCAUUUGCGCGCGAACACAUUCAAGAGCUCCAACGGCAGGAAUACUUCAUGUGUGAGAAGACGGAUGGCUUGCGCUGCCUACUGUUCCUACACUGGCAGGACACAGGCGCGGGAUUCGAGCCAGUUACGUUUCUGUUUGAUCGCAAAAAUAAUUACUAUCAAAUCCAACCUCCAUUUCGGAUACCAUACUACAAGGAACCCGAGAAUCCAGAGCCAUUCCUCUUCGGAACCAUUUUAGACGGAGAACUAGUUAACGAUCACUACCCUGGGGAGCCAACGCCGCGACUCAACUACUACGUAUUCGACUGUCUUGCUGUAGAUAGUGAGAACGUGACGGGCAAGCCGCUCGACAAGCGCUUGGGUCGCCUCCAGGAAUGGGUCCUCAAGCCCUACAACGCCUAUCUCACCCGCCAGUUCGGGCCAGCGAUAACCCCCAAUGACCUCAAGCCCUUUGCCCUCAAACCAAAAAAGACCUACUCGGCCUACUCUCUCCAAGAAAUGUUCAACAAGGUGCUCCCCAACCUCAAACACGGCAACGACGGCCUCAUCUUCACGUGUAAAAACACACGCUACGAAUUCGGCACAGACCGCCAUAUUCUCAAGUGGAAGCCCCCCCACGAAAACACAAUCGACUUCAAACUGCGGCUCGGCGACUUCCCCUUGAUUGACCCGCAAGACGGCGAAGAUGGCCUGAUACCAGAUUACGACGCCAUGCCGGCCCCGAUCCAACUCCUUGUCUCCCACGGCCAAGACAAAUACCAACCCUUCGCCACCCUCGCCCUCACGCCCGCCGAAUGGAAUACGCUCAAGAGCCUAAACCAGCGCCUGGACGGGCGCAUCAUAGAAUGCUACCGCCACCCCUCAGGCCAGUGGAAAUACAAGGCCGAACACAACGGCCACCCCCGCUGGCGCGACGACAAGAAAGACGCAAACCACAUCUCCACCGUCAACAGCGUGCUCGCUAGCAUCGAAAACCCAGUCACCGAACUCGACCUCCUCGCCAACGAAGAGAAUAUCAAGCGUGAGAUAUACAAGCUCCAGGGCAGAGCAGAGCAAUAUCGCCCCCCGUUGGAUAGCGCGGGUGAUCUCAGGGAGGCCAAGAAGAGAAAGUUGAGCCCGUCCGAGGCGAAUGGGUCUCAUUAG
Plenodomus lingam JN3 is the source of this 1434-nucleotide messenger RNA. RefSeq lists its product as uncharacterized. The record is from RefSeq and is a predicted model, not a curated record. NCBI's taxonomy places the organism in Eukaryota, Fungi, Ascomycota, Dothideomycetes, Pleosporales, Leptosphaeriaceae. Gene Ontology annotation, cellular component: mRNA capping enzyme complex. Gene Ontology annotation, molecular function: mRNA guanylyltransferase activity; ATP binding; DNA ligase (ATP) activity. Gene Ontology annotation, biological process: 7-methylguanosine mRNA capping; DNA repair; DNA recombination.